UUGCAUGGUGUCCGUGCCAUGAGAACAACCCAUGUCGCACGUGGUAUGUAGAUAAAAACUUUAGCGCAUGUCACAUAGUUUCUAUCUUGACCAGUACUUUUACGCUCAGACUUAUUAAUCAGUCGCAGGAACAGCGAGCCCCUUACGAGCGCCCAUAAAGACUAUUCAAGUCCUUUAUACCUGUAUUACGUCAAAUCAGCCUCCCUUGCUGGAGCACAAGACAGUUCUGCUGGGAUAUGUUAUGUAGUUUAAAAAACAUGGAUCUCACGAGCGACGGCGACGAGCACACUGAGUCGCCGAACACAAAGCGGAUCGUACCGCUAGAGGAGUUUUUACAUACUGACCCGAGCGCGGAGCUGCUCUUCGAAACUCCUCCGCCUGAUGUUGUCAGCUCUGUUACUGAGUGCUUUGAGCAGUUCACCAACACAUUUGAGAAGAGAAGAGAUGCUUCAUUCCACAAUCUGCUGUUGGACAGUGACUCUGGUGAAAGUCUGUUUUUAACACAGGCUGUGACUUCAGCGGGCAGAACUGUAAGGCGACGCAGAUCAAAAAAUAGAUCAGAGUCCAUCUCCGAUAAUGAUUCUGAUGAAGAGAGUGAAGGGAACACAAGGAGAGGCCCAUCGAAUGAAGCCACUGAAUGUGAGGAGGAAACUGGAGGUCACCAGCAGCAUACAGCACUCCCAAAAGGAGGGGAAAAACGCAGAAGAUUCGAUUUAUGGAGCAUUCGCCCCAAAAGAGCUCUGUUUCCCUUUAUAAUGAAGUCAAAAAGACAACAGGUCCUGACCAGACAGAAGCACCAGAUUCUGGAGAACUCAGAAAUUGGAGGGUUCCUCAAAUGCAUAAAGAAAACUAAGGAGGGUUAUACGAAUACAGGAGUAGCUCUCAGCUCAUGGAUGUUGGAGUCAGAGCUAACCGAUAACUCUGAGGUGGACGAACGACACAGUGAUCAUGAAGUCACAGUAGUGGAUAGAGAUGUUUUUGUUCCUGGUUUCCAUUUAAAAGGUAAACAAAUAUGGUGCCCGCAAUCCGUCAUGGAGAGGAGGAAAGCUGUUAUGCCUUCAUCUCAGUAUCCUGAUAUGUUACAACCCAUAGAACAUGUGGACAAUGAAAAACAUGUCAAAAACACAACAAAAAAGAAUGUCAAAAGAAAAAGAAAAGCCAGCUCAAAGCUUAAAAAUACUAGCCAUCUUCCGCGGUCCCAGAAUAACUCGAAGAAAUGUUCACGAUCAAAAAAGAAACCCAAAGCUGCAGCCAGGAAACGCUCCGUUGGUUCUUCAAAGUCUGAUAGUGUCCGUCUCCUUAAGGAAUGUCAAGAGCAGCAGCAUAAAAAUCAUGAGACAUCUGAGGUUUUGGCUUCUUGCUCAGAUUCUGAACUCUCAGAUUCUGCUCAUUUGCGACAGCCACAUCUUCAGCAGAUUGUUUGGUCUUUUGAGAACUCGGCUGAUGAAGCAUCUGAUGGAGGUGAUUUAUGGGUAAUUGAGGAGACGCAGACACUGAACUCUGUAGAUGCAGUUACAGAAGAAGCGACUAAUAUGAUGCAAGAAGGUGAAGUGAUGUCUAGUGCACAAAGCAAUUUCUGCUCUCCACCCCAUGGGGGAGACAUUUCAAUACAUAAUGAUACUCAUUAUACUGACGGCUCGCUGGUUUCAUACAUGCCACUGGAUAAUGUGAUCGGAGUAAAAAAGACAAACAAACUGAACACAUUUGUUAAUGCAGAGGUUGCUAUGCAUGCCAGCAGCACCAAACACUCUGAGACCAGCCAGAUUUCUGUUGAGCCACAUACUAAACUGCUCUCUGAGAUCAGUUGCCAAAGUAAAAGGAGAACAAAGCUGUCAAUGUCUCAAAAAGAUAUUGAAGUUACACAUGUAGAGGAAAGCACAGAGAUGCAACCAGCACCUGAGUGUUUACCACUAGCUGAUGAACCAAUAAGAGAUGUUUCCUCAAGUUCCUGUAAACAUGCUGUUGUGGGUAGAAAAAGGGCGACGGUAGAGAUGCCCAUGGAAACAGAAGAUAGUCCUGUGUUUGGACUGAGCUUUCUCAAAAGGAAAAGCCAGAAAAAGAAGGAAAUGGGAGCAACUGUCAAAUGCCUAGAUUUGAUGCAAUGUGAUACAAAUGUUCAUGUGAGUCAGAAAGUGAGUUAUGUAUCUCAAGCUGAUGACAUGACUGGACUUAGUACGGCACACAGAUGCAGACGGGAAUCAUGUGAAGUGGAGGGUAAAGGAGUUAAUGAAAAGCAAAUGGCAGCAUCAGUCUCACAGUCCGGCGAAACAGCAGACUUCUUGGAGAUAACGAGUAAUUUAUCUGUGAUGACAGACAGCACUGUUAUCCCAAAGGUUAAGAAGAAAAAAAUUAGAAAGCAUAAAAUACACGAGCAACAGGAUGCAGGGCUUGAUUCAGGUAUUCAUAGUGUUGAAGAUGUUCAGUCAGUUCAGUACACUGGACUGAAUCAAAGUGAGUCAAAAACUACAGAGUUGUCAUCCAAAAAAAAAAAGAAGAAGAAAGACAAACAGAGAAAUGGAACAACAUAUGCAGAGAAAAGCAAUGCAAUAAACAACUCGUCAAACGAUACUUUGGACUUCAUUGCUGAUAGACCUGCAGAUUUGAGAGUAAAUGAUUUGAUUAAUUUCUCUAAGACCAAUGAGCUUGAACAGAAUUCAGAGGAAAAUACAGGGUCACCCAGUGUAAUUACACUAAACUCUGUGAAAAAGAAGAAGAGGAAGAAAAAGGAUUUGUGUAAGCAGUAUGAAUCCAUUGAUUUGGAUCUGGAUGCAAGUUCUGUGUCCAUGCUUGAUGAGGUCACCAUGCUUAGAGUGCUUGCACAACAGGAGUCAACUACAGAAAAGGUCACUGAGGAAAGACUAUAUGAUGACCGUGCAAUUGAACAUUUGGAAAGUAAUUCAGCAGGUGGAUUAAGUGUUGCAAAACGCAAAAAGAAAAGUCAGAAUGCGAGUAAUUCUUUUCAAGGUGAUGACAUUAGACUGGAAAAAGCUGUGUCAGAGUCACAGUCAGGGAAUACAGUAGAACUCUUGGAGAAAAGUAAUUUAUCACAGGUUAAACAGAAAAAGAAGAAAAAGCACAAAGUAAAAGAGCAGGAGAAUGCAGAGCUUGAUCCAGAUACUCAAAAUGUAGAAAAUAUUCACUCAGUUGAGUCAGAAACCUCUAUGUUGCCAUCCAGAAGAACAAAAAAGAAGAAAAAAGACACAAUGAUUAGCCCAUCAAAGGAAAGUUUGGAUCACAUUGACCAGAGACCUCCAGAAAUGAGAGCAAAUUAUUUGGUUCAGUCCUAUGAAGCCAUUGAGAUCCAUCCACUUGAGCAUAUUGAGACAUCCGAGGAAAUUGCAGGAUCACCUAGUGUAACUAGAUUAAAAUCACUGAAGAAGAGGAAGAAAAAGCAUAGGAGUGAGAAACAUAGGUGUGAAUCUGUUCAUUUGGAUCCGGAUGUGAGUUCCUUGUCUCUAUUUGAUGAUGUUACUGGUUUGAGAAAGGUUGCGCUAGAGGAAGAUGGGCCAACCAUGCAAGAGAUCAUUGAAGAAAGGCAAUGUUUGAAAAGUAAUACAGCGGGUAUAUUAAGUGUUACAAAAUGCAAAAAGAAAAGUCAGAAUGGGAGUUCCUUGUCUCAAGGUGAAGACAUCAUUAGACUGGAAAAAAACGUGUCAGACUCGCCUUCAGGGAAUACAGCAGAACUCUUGGAGAAAACAAGUAAUUUAUCUGUGGUUUUAGACACCACGGUUAUCACACAGGUUAAACAGAAAAAGAAGAAAAAGCACAAAGUAAAAGAGCAGGAGAAUGCAGAGCUUGAUUCAGAUACUCAAAAUGUAGAAAAUGUUCACUCAGUUGAGUCAGAAACCUCUAUGUUGCCAUCCAGAAGAACAAAAAAGAAGAGAAAAGAGAAAGUAAUUGAAAUGACAAUACAUGAAAAGGGCAAAAACGCAACAAUUAGCCCAUCAAAUGAAAAUCUGAACUGCAUUCUUGAUAGAUCUCCAGAACUGAGGGUAAAUGAUCUGGUUCAUCCCAGUGAAGCCAUUGAGAUACAUCAUCUUGAGCAUAUUUGGAAAUCCAAGAAAAUUACAGAAUGUCCAUCACUCAGUGUUACUAAAUUAAAAACAAUGAAAAAGACAACAAAGAAAAGGGAUGGGAGUGAUUCUGUUGAUUUGAAUGUUGACAUGUGUUCUGUGUCUUGGUUUGAUGUCAAUGGGCAGGCAGAAGAUAGGUCAACUACACAAGAAAUGAUCGAAGAAAGGCCAAGUGAUCUAACUGAACACUUGGAAAGUUAUACAACAGCUAAGUUAUAUUUAGCUAAACACAAAAAACAGAGGGAAAGGGCACAUUUUACUAUUAAUGAUAAUUCUGACUUGAGCUGUUCUGUGGCACAACAGGAGGAUACAGAAACGCUUGUGAGACCAAAGAAGAGGAAGAAGAAAAGAAAUUCAGAUGGUAUUGAAUUGACUUCAGAAUUUACUGAGACAGAAGCCCUUUUUGAAAACUCUCAGAGGCAGGUGUCGAAACCACCUGGAACAAUGUCAAAGAAAACAAAGAGAAAGAUUAGGGAAGAAAUAGAGGAACCUGAUCAGAGUCAAAUAUCUGUACAAAAUGACACCGGUGGACUAGAGACUGUACUGACAAAGAGGACUGACACAGUCAUACAACAGAACAAUGCAGAAAGGCAGGUCAGCACUACAUCAUUGGGAGAUUCUGAAGCUUCUAGAGACAGAAAGAAGAGAAGGAAGAAGGAUACUGGAAAUAAUAUCCCCAGAAAUCAGAGUACUGACUCACCUACAGAAGUAAACCAAGAUGAUGCAUCAAAAAGUUCAGAAAAGGAGAGGCAAAGAACAAGGUGUAAUGACAUAGGUUGUAUUGAAACUGAGUACAAUGCUAAUAUUGUUCAGUCACAGAGAAAACAGGAUACUAAGAAUGAAAAUAGCCUAAAGGGGGAAUUUAAGGGAGCUACAGGGAUAGGAGACCAUUCUGGAUCUCAGACUGAUGAUGAAAUGGGGAAACGGAGAAAGAAGAGGAAAAGAAGGAAAGAGAGUGCAUCCACAUCAAAGCUCUUUAAUCCACAAUGGAGGAGCAGCAUGGAGGGCAGGCAUUCAGAGAUAUACAGAACUUUGCAGUCUGAAGAUCGCAGUCAUAAGAACUUUAUAAUUGAAGAUAUGAUUGAAUUGAAGAGCAAGUGGUUCAUAAAUGAAGUGUUUUCCAGAAAUGAGCUGGAGGUUCAAGAAAAAGGUGAUCUUAACCUCAAAGUUUUGGGAAAACAUCUGAAUUCUGAGGAACACCAUAAAUAGUGGAGUGGAGUGAUGUAUGAAUAUAAAAAGAAAAAAAGAGUUAAACAAUAUUGACCUUACGUGUUUUUGUUUUUGUUUUUUGUUUUUUUAUGUAUAUUUUUAAUAAGCAAAAAAAAAAAUUUAAUCACUCUACACUGCCAUCUGGAGAGCAAUAUCACUUUAUACUUUUAUACAAAAUCCAAAUAUUUUUUAUAAUUGUGAUCUUUACUAUUUCUUUGUAGAUUUUUAUUUUAUGGACACUUUAUGCAUACUUUGCAACAGAGAAAAAAAUGUAUGGGUUUCCCCCAUGUACUAAAUAUAUCUUUACUGAGCUAAUCAGUUUUAUUUUACUACUUUUGUUUCCACAUUAAAUCCUCAAAGUCUUCAUUACUAAAUGUGAAAAGAAUGUUUGUUUUGAGUGGUUAUAAUUUAUGUGAGGAUAAUUGCAUGUUGAAUAAAUUUCAGAUCAUUUUGAUUGAUGUUUCAGUGAGAACUCAUAAUUUUCAAGCUCCCACAGUUCAGUGCAUUGUUACGUUCAAAAACACAAUUUGACACAUAAAUUGACCUAUACCUAUUGUAUAAAUUACGCAUAUUCUGUUUUUGGUUAUUCUAAUGUCAUCCAAAUAAUGCAUUUCAUUUCUACA
Messenger RNA from Myxocyprinus asiaticus (Chinese sucker), 5905 nucleotides. RefSeq lists its product as uncharacterized. The coding region runs from base 237 to 5282 and encodes 1681 amino acids. Gene Ontology annotation, biological process: transcription by RNA polymerase I. Lineage: Eukaryota; Metazoa; Chordata; Actinopteri; Cypriniformes; Catostomidae. The transcript is spliced from 6 exons. The record is from RefSeq and is a predicted model, not a curated record.